Molecule: messenger RNA, 372 nt
Organism: Penicillium canariense
Lineage: Eukaryota; Fungi; Ascomycota; Eurotiomycetes; Eurotiales; Aspergillaceae
Gene: lcl2
Product: protein lcl2
Exons: 2
Coding region: 1-372 (123 amino acids)
Source: RefSeq, a predicted model, not a curated record
AUGUUUCGCAAUUGGCUACAAUACCUUUGGGCUCUUUUCCUAUUGGCCACUGCCGCUCAGGCCCAGUUCCAGUUCUUCGACCACAUGUUUGGCGGCAACCAACAACAAGCAGCCCAACACCCUGGUUCUCAGAAUGUCCCCAGUGACAGUGUUCGCUACCAGAAGAUGUGGGCUCAAUCGCAAUGCAGCAACUACCUAUGUCCUGGAACCCUCGCAUGCGUCUCCUUUCCGCACCACUGCCCAUGUGCGCACCCUGAUGUCGAAGAAAAGGUGGAGCUAGGAGAAGGCAGUGCCAUCUGCGUUUCCAAGGGAGGAUUCAAGGCUGGUGAGGCGGCCCGAAAGAUCGAGCUGGCUCGCAAGGGCCUUCUGUGA